GCAAUCUUUUCAUUGCUCAGGGUAAGGUGUCUAUCUUGACAACAAUGCAACUCUGCAAAUCUUUCAUGUCAAAUACAUAUCACACUAAAAUUGCCAUCAUCACUGUGAUGCCUACUGUAGUCUAAUUAAAGGUCAGUGUAAUUGUUUUGGUUUAAAUUAAAUACAUAUGUAAGAAUGUAUUGACAGUCAUUGAAUGAUUCUCAAUAUUUUUCUUAUUUAAUUCUUAAAAAAAAAAAAAAAAAAUUAUAUAUCUUUGAGAAGUUCUAUAAUGUGUUAUCUAUUUCUUCUUUUCUUGUUUUGUCUUCUCAAUCUCCAGGGGGAGGAGCGUUUGACUUCAAUGCAAGGCAUGAUAUGGUGCUGAGUGCCAUGACAACACAAGUCAAGGAGGGGAUCUUGCCUCAGUCCAGCGAGACUGGAGCUUCAACACUGCCGUUGUCUCAAAAUGCAGGGGCCGUGGAGCUUCUGCAGAGCAUGGGGGAGGAGGCAGGAGCGGUGGAGGAGGAGGUGGAGGGGGAUGAGGUAGAGAUGGUUGAGGAGAGGGAGCCCAGAAGGGGGAAGAUGAAGACAAAAUUUGGUGGAAAAAAAACAGUGAAAAAGUCUAACGGGGUGUCGUACGAAGAGUACCAAGAGCGUCUCCUGCGAGUUGAGCAGGAGAAGCUUGAACAUUAA
Messenger RNA from Strongylocentrotus purpuratus (purple sea urchin), 669 nucleotides. RefSeq lists its product as uncharacterized. Bases 352 to 669 code for a protein of 105 amino acids. The transcript is spliced from 3 exons. The record is from RefSeq and is a predicted model, not a curated record. NCBI's taxonomy places the organism in Eukaryota, Metazoa, Echinodermata, Echinoidea, Camarodonta, Strongylocentrotidae.